UGCGCGUCCCCGGCAGGCUCUCAGCCCCGGGGUGGCGUGGGCUGUGGUUGCAGCAGCGGCGGGUCCCUGUGGCCAGAGACCGGAACCUGGUGUCGCCUCCUGGGGCGCGGGACGAGCGGCGCUGACCGAGCUGGGGGUGGCCGGCGCGCGUCCCUCCCCGCGAUUUGGCGCAGGGGGCCGACAACUGCUGAGACUUUUGAGAUCCGAUUCCUCCUCUCGGCGGGCUCCCAACGCGCCCGCCCGGGGAGAGGCCGGCGUGACUCGCAGGCCCCGGGGACCGGCUCGCUGUGCGGCUCAGCCACUUGGAACGUGUCAGAGCGCCCGCAGCGCGGGGCGCGCUGGUGAGUUGGGCGCGGGGUGGGGUGUCCCCGCUUCCCCGCGGCUGAGGGUUGGAGUGGACGUGUUUCUGGGCUCUGCCGCCCGCCCACUAGGGCUGCCCCCACUUUGAGAGUCAUCUGGACUUGAGCGUGACUGCGGGGCGGUGGGUAUAUGGGCGCAGUCUCUGCUCAACGUGAUGGAGCGGGUCGCUGAGCGGAACAAAGGCGUCCGCCCGAGGGACGGGAUCCUUGGCUGAAGGCCCCCGGCCGCGUGCCGUGACGGUCGCCUGCCCACUGGGGUGGCGGCUGUGCAGACUGAGGCGUGGCUUGAACCUUGACACUGCCACCUGCGUGCAGCACCGGGCCGGCCCCCUGCCGACUGCCACAUCCCGGUGUCCGCUGCGCUAGCAGCCUCGCGCCAGGAGGCUGAGGGCCCCCCUCGACACCCUUGGGGUUUCAGAGCACAGAACCCUCGUCUAGAAGCCGGGGCUCCUGGAAGGGGCCUCGUGCUGUGGACCGAACGGGCAUCUCAGGGGACACUCCUGCGGAUCCAGGGGUUCCCGAGUGAGAACUGCAGCACCUCCUCCACCCCCGGCCCGCCCAGUCCUCCUGGCUGUGGCCGCCGCUGGAUCGGCCCGCAGCUGCCCCGCGCCUCGCUGGAGCCCUAGGGGCGCGGGUCCGGGGCCAGGGCCAGGGCCAGGGCCGGCCGUGAGUGUUUGAUGGCUUCACUGAGAAGAGUCAAAGUGCUGCUGGUGUUGAACUUGAUCGCGGUGGCCGGCUUCGUGAUAUUCCUGGCCAAGUGCCGGCCCAUCGCUGUGCGCAGCGGGGACGCUUUCCAUGAGCUCCGGCCCCGCGCAGAGGCCGCCAACCUCAGCGCACACAGCGCCAGCCCCCUCCAGGACGCUGUCCUGAAGCGCCUGUCGCUGCUGGAGGACAUCGUUUACCGCCAGCUGAAUGGAUUAUCCAAGUCCCUGGGGCUUAUUGAAGGUUAUGGAGGGCGUGGCAAAGGGGGCCUUCCUGCUACCCUGUCCCCUGUGGAGGAAGAAAAAGCCAAGGGUCCCCAUGAAAAGUAUGGCUACAACUCCUACCUCAGUGAAAAAAUCUCACUGGAUCGCUCCAUUCCAGAUUAUCGUCCCACCAAGUGUAAGGAGCUGAAGUACUCCAAGGAGCUUCCCCAGAUCUCCAUCAUCUUCAUCUUUGUCAAUGAGGCCCUGUCAGUCAUCCUGCGCUCGGUCCACAGUGCUGUCAACCACACGCCCACACACCUGCUGAAGGAGAUCAUCCUGGUGGAUGACAACAGUGAUGAAGAGGAGCUGAAAGCCCCACUAGAGGAAUAUGUCCACAAGCGCUACCCUGGGCUGGUGAAAGUUGUCCGCAACCAGAAGCGCGAGGGGCUGAUCCGAGCCCGCAUCGAGGGAUGGAAGGCAGCCACUGGCCAGGUCACUGGCUUCUUCGAUGCCCAUGUGGAGUUCACCGCUGGCUGGGCUGAGCCAGUCCUGUCUCGGAUUCAAGAGAACCGGAAGCGUGUCAUCCUGCCAUCCAUCGACAACAUCAAGCAGGACACAUUUGAGGUGCAACGCUAUGAGAACUCGGCCCACGGUUACAGCUGGGAGCUGUGGUGCAUGUACAUCAGUCCCCCGAAGGACUGGUGGGACGCCGGGGACCCUUCUCUGCCCAUCAGGACACCAGCAAUGAUUGGCUGCUCCUUUGUGGUCAAUCGGAAGUUCUUUGGUGAAAUUGGUCUUCUGGACCCUGGAAUGGAUGUCUACGGAGGAGAAAAUAUUGAACUUGGAAUCAAGGUAUGGCUCUGUGGGGGCAGCAUGGAGGUCCUGCCUUGCUCAAGGGUGGCCCACAUCGAGCGGAAGAAGAAGCCUUACAAUAGCAACAUUGGCUUCUACACCAAGAGGAAUGCCCUCCGGGUCGCUGAAGUUUGGAUGGAUGAUUACAAGUCUCAUGUGUACAUAGCAUGGAACCUGCCACUGGAGAAUCCAGGAAUUGACAUAGGUGAUGUCUCCGAAAGAAGAGCAUUAAGGAAAAGUUUAAAGUGUAAGAACUUCCAGUGGUACCUGGACCAUGUUUACCCAGAAAUGAGAAGAUACAAUAACACCAUUGCAUAUGGGGAGCUUCGUAACAAUAAGGCAAAAGAUGUGUGUUUGGACCAGGGACCACUGGAGAACCACACAGCAAUACUGUAUCCAUGUCAUGGCUGGGGACCACAGCUUGCACGCUACACCAAGGAAGGCUUUUUGCACCUGGGGGCCCUGGGGACUACUACACUCCUUCCAGACACCCGCUGCUUGGUGGACAACUCUAAAAGUCGGCUGCCCCAGCUGAUUGACUGUGACAAGGUCAAGAGCAGCCUGUACAAGCGCUGGAACUUCAUCCAGAAUGGUGCCAUCAUGAACAAGGGCACAGGACGUUGCCUGGAGGUGGAGAACCGAGGCCUCGCAGGCAUUGACCUCAUCCUCCGAAGCUGCACAGGGCAGAGGUGGACCAUUAAGAACUCCAUCAAGUAGGAGCAGAGUCUGUGAGCCCAGCCCCCAGCUUCCCAGACUGGCUCUGCUGCUCCACAGACAGACAAGCCACACUGGUGGAGGUCAGGGAGGGAGCUUCUCAGGUGGCAUGGAUGCCUCAGAGGGAGCCUCUGCAUCCCCCCUCAGACAACAUGAGGCUCAGGUGCCCUGAACAGCUCUUCUCAGUACAUUUGGGGCAGUGGAUGUCUUCUGCAACCAUCUGGGAACCUGGAACUGAGGGGUGAGACAUCCAUCCCUCCUCACAGCCAUCAGGACUGCCACCAGCAGGGCCUCUGUCUCUUUUGGGUCUCUGCCUCUUUCUUAUCCCUGCAAUAGUAGCUUUGGAAUUCCACUCCAGCCCACAACAAACAUCAAGGCAUUGGUUAUACCUUGGGUCCACUCUUCAGAGGAGGCAGUGGGACUCAGUUUCCCUCAAGAUUACUUCUGCUCAGAUGCCCAGUGACAGCUGCCACUCCUGAACUUCUCUAUAAGGUGGCUUUUGGGGCUUUUGGUGUGGACCCACCAGAGCUGAUAUGGAGGGUGUAGGAGGCCCCUACCUGGAUGUUCAGUUCCUCUGUGCUUGGGAGCCACUCCUAUGAGGGAGAUGAAUGGAAGGACCAUCUGGGCACCCAGCGUAGGGGGCCUCUCAUAUUUGAGGCCUCUAAGCUGGGAACUAUGUGGUGUAGCAUGUGUCAGGGGAGCCCUAGCUCCUAGAGGCUGCACAUUGGGAACAACCAGGGAUCCUCCCUGCAACAUGAGGAUGGCCCACAAGGUAUCAAGCUAGGACCUGCAGAGGCACUACAUACUCAUCUGUGUCCCUUUGGGAUCUACUGGCUGCAGGAAGAGGAGCAGCCAAUUCCUCUCUAAAGAGCAAUGUUAUCCCCCCCUCUUCCAUUGCCCUCUGGUUAGGGUGCACUUGUAAAUCAGAGUUAAUAUAUGAACACAUGUGCAUGCAAUUGAGCCUGUGUGCCUAGGGUGUGUGUGUGUGUGUGUGUGUGUGUGUGAGAGAGAGAGAGAGAGAGAGAGAGAGAGAGAGAUGGGGCAUGUGUGACUGUGUGCAUGCAUGUGUGGUACACAGUUAUGUGUGCCUGUGCAUGUACAUUCUCAUCGUGUGAGUGCAGCCCCAUGCAUGAGUGUGUGAGCCUGACUGCAAUGGAGCAGACAGAGACAUAUGACUUUGAACUUGCCACCUUGUUGCUUUCCUGAACCAGGCCAAGGCUGUUAAGAAGGCUGAAAGCUCAGCUAUUCAUUGCUAACCAAGACAACAUGUUCUGCAUGAUGGCGCCCCAGGAAAAGGCUAACCCUCCUGCCACUUGACAUCUCUCUCCUGCUUCUGCCAGUCAAGCCCUGCCCAAAAUACAGCACUAUAGAGUUGCCCAACUGCCUGACUGGAGGUUCACUGUCUCAUUUGGUGGCAUCUUAUUCACAAUCAUCCAAUCUUCUUUCUUGUGAAAUAAAUACAUGCAAGCUCUUUCCA
Molecule: messenger RNA, 4307 nt
Organism: Erinaceus europaeus (western European hedgehog)
Lineage: Eukaryota; Metazoa; Chordata; Mammalia; Eulipotyphla; Erinaceidae
Gene: GALNT17
Product: polypeptide N-acetylgalactosaminyltransferase 17
Exons: 11
Coding region: 1037-2833 (598 amino acids)
Cellular component (GO): Golgi apparatus
Source: RefSeq, a predicted model, not a curated record